UGUGCCGCUGGCCCGGCGACAGCAGCCCGGCUGGUUAUCGGCCUGUUUUGCCUUCGCUGUCUCUGGCGUUGCGGUCGUAAUGCGCAGUAGUCGUGGUUAGACUAGUCCGGUUAUGGGGCAGCCGCUGUGGCACUGACCGGCCCCUCUAGCUCGGGCUGGCACCUCUGGAAGAAAAGCUCUGAGCUCCCCCGGGCGGUGCUGCAAGAGCAGAGGGCAGAGCUCCAGCCCCUGGGAGCUCCUCUGCGCAGAGCACAUGUUGCUGAUUUAAUUUUGGGGUGUAAGAUCGAGGUUUUAACGCGCUGUCAGCCUCAAAGAGCUUCCUCAGGUAUGAAGGGAUAGGUAGGACUGCACUCCAGGGCUCCAUUUCCAGCUCUCAGGAACUCAUCUCUAGGUUCAGCUCCCUCCAAGAUCGGCCUCUGGAAGUAGCAGCACAUGAAAUACCUUCACCAGGUGCCCUGUGGAGGGUUGGAUUUGCUCCCAGAGCUGUUCAGGUGCCUCAUGGAGCUCCAGUUUCUACCACCGCUGUUCCCGGAGCUCUGGUGCCGGCAGAGGGAGCACAGGCAGCGCGGAGGAGCUCGCAGCUCUCGGCAGAUCCAUCCCAUCCCGGGCUGGGGCACUCUCCUAAAACAUUGCUGGAAUUUUAAAGGUCUCCUCAAAGAUCCCAGUGCAGGCACUUGGGUGAAGGUUUUCAUUUCCUUGGACUGUAAAUGUUCUUUUGAGCCUCAGGCAGUUCCCUCCAGCAGAACUUGGAGGAGACACAUGUCAAACACUCUCCACUUGGUUCUUUCUGCAGGAAUCAGCUGGAGCUGCAGGAGUUUCCUUCCUGCCCUUCCAGGCUCAGAGGUUGCAAGAGAAGGACAAUCCAGGACUCUGGCAGGUGUGGAAGUGACAAUUCCAGCAGUAGAACACAGGCAGCCCUGCGGCAGCUACAGUGGAAGCAGCCCCUCCCUGCUACAGUCACUGGGAACUUCACCAGACUGCCACAGUUUCUCCAGUAUGACAGAUACAGGCUAAACCACUUCAUCCAGCAGCUCCCUCAGAUCCCAGGGAUGCAUCUCAUCAGCUCCCCAUGAACUUGUGCACAGACAGCCUCAAACCUCAUCUGCCAUGGUGGAACCUCAUCCUGCCAGCCCCUGUCCAAAAUCCUGGGCAUUUCUGUGUGCCCCAC
This is a messenger RNA of Cyanistes caeruleus (blue tit), 1168 nucleotides long. The record is from RefSeq and is a predicted model, not a curated record. Lineage: Eukaryota; Metazoa; Chordata; Aves; Passeriformes; Paridae.